CCAUGGUAGCAGCCACAGAAUUGCAAGCCUUAGAGCAAAAGCUGGAAGAAGCCCAGACUGAGAUUUUUAAUAUUAAACAAAUGAAAGACCUGUUUGAGCAAAAAGCUGCACAACUGGCUACUGAAACAGUUGAGCUAAAAGCGACAUAUGAUGAAGAGAAAGGAAAGCAUGCUGCAACAGAAGACAGUGUAAAAAGUCUUACACGGGAGUUGAAGUCUAAAUCCCAGGAGAUUGAAAAUUUGAAAACUGACCUGCUCCAAAGGCCAGGAAUUGAAGAUGUUGCCGUGCUGAAAAAAGAGCUUAUCCAGGUACAGACACUGAUGGACAAAACCACUCUGGAACGUGAGAAAGAGUCAGAGAAGCUGAAAGAUGAAUGUAAGCAGCUGCAGAUACAAAACUCCAAUGCUGAGGCCACUAUUAACCAGCUGAAAGCAGAGCUUGCAAAGGGACCACAAGAGGUUGCUGUUUAUGUCCAGGAACUACAGCAGCUUAAAAGCUCUAUUUCUGAAUUAUCACAGAAAAAUGAGGGUUUAAUGGAAAAACUCUUAAAGAAAGAGCUGCAGUAUACAGAGUUGGAAGAGAAACAACAUGAAGAGGUUACAGCCAAGAAGAACCUGCAAGUCAGCCUCAACCAGAGGGAUGUGGAAUGUCAGCAACUGCAUGUGCGACUGUCAGCCAGCGAUGCCUCCUUACAGACUCUGAGAACGGAACUGGCUGAGAAGGGUGAAACCAACCAGAAACUUAAAGAGGAGUUGUCUGAGGUGGAGUCCAAACACCAGCACCUCAAGGCUGACUUCAAACAGCUUCAACAGCAGCGAGAAGAGAAGGAGCAGCACAGCCUACAGCUGCAAAGUGAGAUUAACCAGCUCCACAGCAAGUUAUUAGAGACAGAGCGCCAGCUUGGGGAAGCUCAUGGAAGGCUCAAAGAGCAGAGACAGCUGUCUGCUGAGAAACUGAUGGACAAGGAACAGCAGGUGGCGGAUUUGCAGCUGAAGCUUUCACGUGCAGAGGAGCAGCUAAAAGAGAAAAUCACUACAUCAACUGACUUACAGCAUCAGCUGGAGAAAUUAAAGCAACAGCAUCAAGAGCAACAGACUGUUCAACAGACCACAACGUCCAAACUGAGGGAAGCACAGAGUGAUCUUGAGCAAGUAUUACGUCAGAUUGGGGACAAAGACCAAAAGAUCCAAAACCUAGAGGCCUUACUGGAGAAAAGCAAAAAAAAUAUCUCUCUGCUUGAGAAGGAGCGAGAAGAUCUGUAUGCUAAAAUUCAAGCGGGUGAAGGAGAGACUGCCGUUCUUAACCAGCUGCAAGAGAAGAACCACACUCUUCAGGAACAGGUCACACAGUUAACGGAGAAAUUGAAGAACCAAUCAGAAAGUCACAAACAGGCACAAGAGGAUUUACACGAACAAGUGCAGGAGCAGAAGUCUCAGCUUCGAGCAUCACAAGACCGUGUCCUUUCUCUAGAGACCACCUUAGGGGAGCUUAAUAGCCAGCUGAAUGAGAGCAAGGAGAAAAUUGUCCAGCUCGACUUACAGCUCAAAGCAAAGACAGAGCUGCUGUUAUCAGCGGAAGCUGCAAAAACUGCACAAAGGGUCGACCUGCAAAAUCAUUUGGAUACAGCUCAAAAUUCACUACAAGAUAAGCAACAGGAAUUAAAUAAAGUCAACACUCACCUUGAACAGGUAACGGCAAAGUUACAGGAAAAGCAGGAGCACUGUACACAGCUGGAGCAGAGUAUUAAGGAGUAUAAAGAGAAAUACCUCACUAUGGAACAAAAGGCUGAAGCACUUGAAGGGCAAAUUAAAAAAAUGGAAGCUGACUUGGCAAGUUUAAAAACAAGCCGUGAGCAGACCGUUCAAGAUCUGCAGCAACAAAAACAGCAGUGCUCCCAGCUGGAGUUGAAAGUGUCUGAACUCAGCAAACAGUUAGAGGAAGAGAAGGGAUUAGUCUCUAGUACCAAAUUGGAGUUACAGAAAAAGUCUGAAUCCCUGCAACACUCCAAAGAGAUGCUAUCAAAACAAGACAAAGAAGUGACCAGCCUUAAAGAGACAGUAGAAAAGACAAAGCAAGAACUGGAAAAAAUUAAAGCUCAACGACAAGAGAUGUCUGGAAAUCUGGAGAAACUGAAGCAGGAGAGAGACACUUUGCAGACAGAGCUCAAAGAUUCCAGGGACAAGUUGGUCCAGAGCACAGAAUCCCUGGAAAAAUCCAAAGAAUUGAUAGAAAAGGAAAGACAGACUGGGAAAGAACUGGUUCAGGUCAUGGAGAAGUCACGCGACGAUUUGAAGGUUAAGCUUAAAUCACAGGCAGAUGCUACAACAAAAGAAAUCCAGGAGCUUAAGACUCAUCUGGCUGCUAAAGUGGAGGAAUCCACUAAGCUGAAGUCUGAAGUACAGAUCUGCAAUGGCAAGUUACAGGGCUCUGUAGAUGAAAAAAAAGAAACUAGAGCAGGAACAUCAGACAGAGCUGAAGAAAAUUCAGGCAUCUUUUGAUGAAGAGAAGAAAAGACACCAGAAGGAUUUACAGACUGUCUCCACUCAGCUAACUGAGAAAACCCAAGAUGGAGGGAAAACUACAGCUGCAGAUGACCUCUCUCACUUCAGAACUUACUGCUGAGAAGAGCAAAUUGUCUGAUAUACAGAAGGCCAAUGAUGGCCUUCAAGAACAACUGGAGAGCCUUCAGUCUGACAUGUAUGGAAAGGAGUCUGAAGUCUCAGCAAUUCGCCAAGAUCUAAAAUCUUUAGAGGAAAAGCUUGUAUUAGCUCAGGAAGAGCUGAAGUCCAACAGAAAUGAAAUAGGUGGCCAAAAUAAACAGCUCAAAGAACUAACCGCACUGAAGACCACCAUGGAGCAGGACAUAUUGACGAAGACAAGCCAGCUGAAGGAGCAUGGACAAACCCUGCAGGAGUUACAAGCACAGAAGGCCCUCAUUGACAAACAAUUGAGUGAAGAAAGAGCCAGUGCCACUAAUUUGAAUGCCGUAAAGGGAAAGUUAGAAGGUGAACUAACCAAAAAACGUGAUGAACUCAAGAAUGUUAAAGAAGAAUUCCAAAAGCAAACAAGCAGUUUAGAGGAAGCCAAACAGCUACUGAUUCAGCAGAAGCUUGAGCUGCAGGGUAAGCUUGAGGGCUCUACUACAGCUCUUCAGCAGGAGAAGAAACUACAGCAGACCUUGAAAGAUGACAUAAAAAGGAAGGAAGAAGAAUGGAAAAAGCAGCAUAUAGAGGUGCAGAAUAAAUUGACUACAGAAACAAAGGAAAAAGAGGAGCAGAGGAAGAAACAUGAAGAGAACGAGUCAAAGCUCAACAUGCAAAUCACUGCUUUAAAUGAAAAUUUGGCUACUUUAAAAAAAGAAUGGCAGAGUAGUCAGCGCAGAGUCAGUGACCUGGAAAAGCAAACUGAUGACCUGCGAGGAGAAAUUGCAGUGCUGGAGGCAACAGUCCAAAAUAACCAGGAUGAGAGACGUGCACUUCUAGAAAGGUAUCUGAAAAGUGAGGGAGAAAUUGAAAAGCUGCAAGCCAAAAUUGUUGAACUACGGAAGAAGGUAGAUGAAACCACUUACGCCAUGGAGGAGCUUGGUAGAGAAAAUCAGUCCCUACAGAUAAAACAUAGUCAGGCCCUUAACAGGAAGUGGACAGAGGAUCAUGAAGUACAAAACUGCAUGGAGUGUGGGAAAAAUUUCUCUGUAACAAUAAGAAGGCACCACUGUAGACACUGUGGAAAUAUCUUCUGUGCAGAAUGUUCUUCAAAGAAUGCCUUAACGCCUUCUUCCAAGAAGCCAGUCCGUGUUUGUAAUACAUGUUUUAAUGACUUGCAAGGAUAG
Molecule: messenger RNA, 3829 nt
Organism: Staurois parvus
Lineage: Eukaryota; Metazoa; Chordata; Amphibia; Anura; Ranidae
Source: the annotation of a GenBank genome assembly